AUUACAUGUUGGGAUUUCCCUUCCUCGUAGCAGCCUUGACAUCUAGAAGGCAGGCGGACUCGUUUGAGCGAGACAACAAAAGCCACGGGGAUACUGUCCCAGCUAACCUGGAUAAUAAUCACAAGCAAAGGUGUACAUCGGGUUUGUGUUUCCACCCUUGACCUGACAGGCUCAAGGAUAUGAAGGAUACAUGAUGGACAAGACAAGAACAGCAUCGCCUCCAACCACUGAACAGUGAAUGUCACCAUGGAGUCAGUGUUCAUCAGCAUCACGGAUCAGUGAAUGGCGACAUAUUUGUACUAACCACAGAGCAGUGAAUGGCGACAUUUGAGCACCACAGUAGUGAAUGGCAACAUAUUUGAGCACCACAGAGCAGUGAAUGUCCCUAUGUUGGUCACCGAGCAGUGAAUGGUGCCAUGUUGAUCACCGAGCAGUGAAUGGUGCCAUUUUGGUCCCCAAGCAGUGAAUUGUGCCAUGUUGAUCACCAAGCAGUGAAUGGUGCCAUGAUGAUCACCAAGCAGUGAAUGGUGCCAUGUUGAUCACCGAGCAGUGAAUGGUGCCAUGUUGAUCACCAAGCAGUGAAUGGUGCCAUGAUGAUCACCAAGCAGUGAAUGGUGCCAUGUUGAUCACCGAGCAGUGAAUGGUGCCAUGUUGAUCACCGUCCAUCCGUGAAAUUUGUGCCUGCUUUCAAGAAUUAUUUUUUUUAACAGAAUGAAAGUUGGAUGUGAUACAUGGUGACUUUUCCCUAAUCUGAAAACAAUAUUUAUUUUUAACUUGCCGUGUGACCAUGCCAUAUUUAUAUCAGAUAAGAAAUCAUUAACACUAAAGUGUGAAUCAUUUCAUUUUCGUUAAAAAAAUUUCCCAUGUCGAGUGAUAGUUACUAUAGCAACAUCAGCAAGAUUUGGCACAAGGCAUAAGAUACCAUGCUGUCACAGAGCAAUUGACAUAUUUUGAUGAUUUUUAACAAAUUUGGACGAGGUGUGAUGAGAUACUGGUGCUAAUGUUCACUGACAGUGAAGAUCACAGACAAGAUUUCGAGUCCACCCAAUUGUUACACUGCCUGAGGGAAAGUCAUUUGUUUUGUACAGGAAUACUCAUAUCCUUUGUGUGUCACUGAACAGGAAGCUGUCUCUGUUGAAAAUAGAUAUAAUAUUGGUUAUAUGUAAGAUUCAAGUGUACUGUCAUUUUUGAAGAUGUGAGACAAUCCAUUUACCUGGCAAGUCUGUCAAACCAGGUUUUUUGUGUACUGUCUGUUUGAAGAUGUGAGACAAUCCAUUUACCUGGCAAGUCUGUCAAACCAGGUUUUUUGUGUACUGUCUGUUUGAAGAUGUGAGACAAUCCAUUUACCUGGCAAGUCUGUCAAACCAGUUUUUUUGUGUACUGUCUGUUUGAAGAUGUGAGACAAUCCAUUUACCUGGCAAGUCUGUCAAACCAGGUUUUUUGUGUACUGUCUGUUUGAAGAUGUGAGCCAAUCCAUUUACCUGGCAAGUCUGUCAAACCAGGUUUUUUGUGUACUGUCUGUUUGAAGAUGUGAGACAAUCCAUUUACCUGGCAAGUCUGUCAAACCAGGUUUUUUGUGUACUGUCUGUUUGAAGAUGUGAGCCAAUCCAUUUACCUGGCAAGUCUGUCAAACCAGGUUUUUUGUGUACUGUCUGUUUGAAGAUGUGAGCCAAUCCAUUUACCUGGCAAGUCUGUCAAACCAGGUUUUUUGUGUACUGUCUGUUUGAAGAUGUGAGACAAUCCAUUUACCUGGCAAGUCUGUCAAACCAGGUUUUUUGUGUACUGUCUGUUUGAAGAUGUGAGACAAUCCAUUUACCUGGCAAGUCUGUCAAACAAGCUUUUUUGUGAAGGAGAUAUAACAUUGGUUAUAUGUAGGAGUUAAAUGUACUGUCUGUUUGAAGAUGUGAGACAAUCCUUGCGUCGGCCAGGUUCAUGAAACAGUUCUCGUCAUGUGGACAUUAUGUCUGUUAUCUGUAUGAAGUCAAGUGUCUGAUGUGAAGAUGUGAGACUGUCUCUGGCCAGUCUAGGAAUCCAACAGUUCUUGUACUGGACAUCGGCUGUUGAUGCAGCUGGGUCAACAUGUCUGUCAACAUUGUGUCGGUGAUGCUGAUGAUAGUGAUGCUCCCUCCUGCAGCAGCAGAAUGGCCUCUUGGAGAACUGGUUCCGUCAACUCCGGGAGGGGACUAUGUUUUGAUUGGUCAACAGCUCCUGCUGGACUGUCACCUGAACAGCUCCACAACCUACAACUCGGGCAUGUUGUUUGUGGAGAAGGGGGACGACUUUAAUGGAAGCUUGACCAUCAUUGACAGCCGAACAGCUGAGAUGAACCUGACCGUCACAUCUCUGAGUGAUGCUGGGAGAUAUUACUGUUGGGUAGGAGUAUCAGGGGAAGGCAGCAGCCUGUUCGUGGGAUCACGCUUAGUGGAAGUUGAAUAUUACCCUGAGCCGGUUGUGAACAUCACGUGUGUGAAGUACAACUGGGACGAAAAAAUGAACUGCACCUGGGACCUUGGUGUAAACUACGUCAACGCUUCCAAUAUUGAAGUUUCUUUUUUUUACCAGACACGGAGAGGUGAUAACGACACAGAUGUGACUAGGGGGAAAAGAUGCCCCAACCAGACCCAGACAGGGUGCUACUUUACAAGGUACAACUUUCCCAGUCUAAAGUAUGUUGUCCGCGUGAAGAACAAGAGGACGAAUGAGCCAGUGAAUGGCAGACCCAUCUUCUCAAAAUGUAAUGAUCUCGUUAAACCUGAUCCAAUCAAUGUCAUCAAUGUCAAUACAACAAAAACUAAUUUCACCUUGGUCUGGAAUCAUAAUAAGCGACUUCGAGCAAAAAUGUACCGUUUCCGUUUCCACAAAGUCGGAGAUGCAGACUGGAAGGAAGUCCUGAAAAAACCUGCACCAGACUUUGAGGAGGAGCCUCCAAGCAUGAGUCAGACAGUGGUGGGUUUACGGCCAUACACCCUGUACGAGGUGGAGAUGGACACCCGGCCCACUCCUACCACUGGAUACUGGAGUGACAAGGUCACCAGGACCAAGAGGACACUGGAAGAUGUGCCAGCUACAGGGCCACACACCACCCCAGGCAGCUUCUACUCAGAGGUCUGUCAUUCCAACAUCCACGAUGUCACCGUGUUUUGGCAGGAGCCUAGCGCAGCAGAUCGCAAUGGGAAGAUCACUCGGUAUUUGAUGGAUUACAAUGGCAUCAGGAGUCGGUUGGAUGCAGCAGAGUUCCAGUUCACAGCUCCCAGUCUGCCUUGUGAUAAACGUCAGGUUAUCUCCCUGGAUGCUGAGACCAGUGUGGGAGCAUCAGGGAACCCAUCCCUCAUUGUCGUCCCACCCACAAGUCAAGGUUCUAAUAUUCAAGAUUUUGACAUCGUGGUGUCUGACAGAGAGGUCAAGGCCAUGUGGAAGCCACAUGAAGGGGAGGUAACUGACCUGUAUGUGUACUGGUGUGUGGGAUCAAGGAUCAGAAAGAAGUGUGAGAAACCUCUAAAAUGGGCACCAGUCGGGGUCAACAGGACCUCAUUCGAGAUCCCUGAUCUGAAGGUCGUUGUUGACGAAUACUUGUUCGGUCUGUCAGCCGUCAUUGACAACGUGACCACCGGUAUCACUUGGGCGGAGUGUAUUGUAGAGAAGGGAGCACGGCCCACAGAGACGCCGAUGGGUCUUCAGGUUGAGAAGACUGCCUCCCCAACGAGCCUAAAGCUGAAGUGGCCCAAGACGAGGUGUAUUGACACGGCCCUGAUCACCAACUACCGGCUGUAUGUCGGAGAAGUGUCCGGCAAAAACAUCAUCAACAAGUACAACAUCACCUACAACCUGACAACAGCCCAACAUGUUGCUACGGAGCUUCAAGCAGGGAGAAACUACAGCUUCAGGUUGCAGGCUGUGUCCUCUGCAGGAGUUGGACCCAUCAAUGACCCCAUUUACCAGGCGAUUCCAUCAGAACGUGGAUAUUUGCAUUUACGGGAAGGAAUUGCUGUUGCAGUUGUAAUCGGCGUUAUCAUGUUGGCAGUCAUCGUUGUCAUAUACAUGUAUAGGAAGAGAAAACAGUGCUGGGCUAAAGAAACAAUCAGUUUACCCAAAUGGACAAGCCCAUAUUCAUCCCCAUCACAUGAGAUGCUGCGGUCAGAUACCUCCUGCUCCGGGUCAUCCUCCCUGGAUGCAACCAACCAGACUAAGGCCACUGAGGAGGAUGUGAUCUGUUCCGGUUCCAGCAACAGCACCAGGACCAACUCGGAUACUAACAUGCAUGGCAUCCAGAAUGGCAUCCUGUCUGGUCAGACAACCGGCCUAAAGCUGACCAGUGACCCUGAUCAAAUUCAGGUGGUCAUUAACCCAAAUGAGUCUUAUGUCCAGAAUGGAAUCACUUAUUGUCCAGACUACAAGAAGAUAGGAGAUAUGGAGCCAAUGCAUGGUAAUAGACCAUCAGAGAAUUAUUCUUUAUUUUCUGACGCAGGUCUCGUAGAUGCAAGACAGAACCAUCUUCCUUGCAGUCCUGAAGAAGAUCAAGUGGUUCACAACAAAGAUGUUGCCGUUCAUAGCAUAAAUCCCAUGUCACCCUAUGUGAAGACCACUUUGGGCAAUGUGGCUCCAGCUUUCCAUCCAAACUAUGUCCAAGAACAGCAGGUGACUGAUGGGGUACCUUGUGUGAAGACAAUCAGUGCUGAGGUUAAUCAUCCCAACUACCUUUCCAACACAAGCCCACCAGUUAUCCUCAACGCGGAUUAUGUACAGGUGCCAUUGGUGAAUGCUUGUAAAGAAGAAGCAUCUGACAAUUCCAGGUCAAGGUCAGAAAAUUCUGGGUCAAGGUUAAGUAAUUCUAGGUCAAGGUCAGAUACGUCAAGGUCAACAUCUGAUUCCAUGGAUGCGUAUAUGAGGGCUGGCCUUGGUUCAGAUGAUGUCCAAACGUCACCAGAAUCUCCAACCCACCCCGACUAUGUAUCAGGUGUUCCCGCAGCAGGGCCUGCUGUUCUGCCACUGGAGGAACAUGCUCUGGAGGAGAUCCACCGGGAUGGAGCAAGUCUCCACAAACCGCCUCCUGCUGGCAUGGAAGUAAACCCUGAUUACAUUUCCAUCACAGACAACUGUACUAAACUGUAGUCACUGGCAUCCUCAUUAAGUGUAACCCUUCCAACACAUCAUCUGUAAUUGUAAUGAGACAUUCAUUUUGGUGAGAACAGAUAGCCACAAUCUGUGCUUUGAAAUCCAGUUAUUCAUGUCCUCUAGAUUAUUUUGAAACAGUCCUAGUCCCGAAUCAAUGCUGAUUGUGCUACAACACUGACUUCUGUUGCAUAAUGUUCCAAUCUACAGGAUAUAAAUGUGAGACAAUAUUGGCACACUCUACACUGAUCUACAAUAACGACGCUUGAAUGGCAAGGCAUAUCACAUGGCAUUGAUCAGCCCUGGCAGUUGGUUACAACAGUGUUGGAACAAAAGCUAGAAAACUUGCAACUCAGUAUGAGGAUUUUGUUGGACAGCGCUCGUAUUUCCUACUUAACCUACUCAUGUAGGUGAUGAGGUCAUGACAAUCAGCUCACUUCUACAGUACAGGUAGGACCUCAUGGACAGGUCAGACUUUGAUCUUUAGAGGACAGUGACCUCACUGACCUUUACAUGCGUGAAAUCACUGCUCAUUCACGCAUCCAUAACAGUAUUUGUUUUAACAGAAAACAGAAAGGGAAAAUAAUUUCUUGAAGACAUUUACAGAUUGUUAUAUGUUGAUGUUGUUUUGAAUGGCAUUAGCUCUCUUGUUAUGUUUAUAGAUGCAGUAUUAACUUCAGGUAAAUUCUAAGAUGGUGGGUUUAGCCAUGCUGACACUAUACCACUAUACAUGUCCAUGUAGAAGUGGCUUGGUUUCAGAUUAGACAGGUAUGUUCUCUAGCUAUAGUCAUCUAAUUACAUGACGGGACAGUGACCUGGAUGGGACUCAACCCACAAAAGUACAAGAAUCUGUACUUUACACAGAAAGUGUUAUAGCAAAUAUAACAUUCGUUCCAUCUAGUCACAGGUUAGUCAAAAGUGUGAGAAGUCAAUCUUGAUGAGCAAGUUUCAGUCAUCACUGAUUCACCCAUACUGCAGUGAGUAUUCCCUUUGCACUGAUCAGGGGUGUAUCAAGGUUCUAUACUAAGCGCCCAUGGAAGUAAAAUUGGGACAAAAUCAUUAUUUUGUUCAAAAUUGGGAUUUUUAAAAAAAAAAUGUUUUCCUAAAUCUGGAGGUAUUUUCACAUUGCAAUCAGUGUGAUAAUGUGAAAUUAAGCAUUAAUGUCUCUUCCACUUUGUUGGCCUUGUUGUCAGUGAUAUACAUGUGACCUCUACAAAGCCAUUAACAUAAGUUAUAACUACUGUAAAUCUGGAAAUUAAUGUGUCUCUAAAUUAAUACGACUGCUGACCCCUAGGCAAAAAUGUGACUCAAUGUCAAUGCAACUCCCCCAACUCCAUCCCCAGUGGAAUGAUACCUAUCCUUACCUUAAUCCAGUCAAACAGCAAACAGCACAGCUUAUUAGCGCUGAGUAAAGCACUUCCGUAAAAAAAACAAUAAACAGUGUUUUCCUAAUACAACACACAGUUUAUAUGUUUACUCUGUUGACUGGCAUUAGGGAAUUUAAAGGCAAUAAAAUAACUGAACCAACAACAGUUCACUGAUUGCUGCCCAUUGUGUAACUCCUAUUCUUUGAAUGACAUUGUCAAAUACUUGUUACAACUGCUUAAUUAAGCGUAUUUGUGUUUAUAUACAAGUUGGUAUUUCCACUAUCCAAAGUGUCCAGUGAGGCUGUCUUAUUGUUGAUAGUCAUUUAGAGACAUAAAUGCGAAGUUAAUUAAUGCAAGUGUAGCGGCCAUAAAAUUUCCGAGUCCCGUGAUGGCCAUGGGAUUCGAACCACAGACCUUCUGAGGUCGGACACCUUGUCCACAUGACCAAAGAGGUUAACCCUGUCAGCAAGCUGACAAGGUAAGGAUGUCAUCUGUGGGAUGACUCCAUGCCCUGCUACACAAGCAAAGACCACUGAAAUUUUUCACAUGUAAUUCACAGCUCGCGUUAAUUUCAAGAUUUACAGUAUAGAACAUAAAGUGGAAAAAUUCUAAUUCCAAUUUGGGAAUUUUAAAUGAUAUUUGCUGCAGACUUGGGGCCAAAUAUCUGCCUCAGAGCAGGUCCCAGUACAUCCCUGCUGAUGAUAGCAGAAGCAACACAUGUUUUGAUAUGUGUCUUUUGACUCUGUGGCAAUAGAUUACAUGUUUUCACUAUCAGGAAUUGCAAUUUGGUUAUAUUGUUUAAUUAAAUAAAGUAGCAAUAGUAUUUACUCCAAUUGAUUGAUGAUGGCAAAACAUUUACUUGCCUGACGUUUGUCUGUCUCGUGUCUAGAAAAUCCAAUCUGUUUAUUGACUUUUAAAUGCCUGUUUUUUCAUUUUCUGGUCAUUGGUCAAUAUGUCUGAUAAAUCCAUGUGUACUGGGGUUUGCUAGGUUUUUUUGUCUUUAGUACAUUGUGUAGUAUUAAAUCAUAUUGUUUCAUGAACCACCCGAGAUUUUAUAAAAAAUGUGCAAUUUUUCAAGUUUUGAAAAACAUAUUUUCAUGUUUUCAGAAAACAGCAUCAUCAGUUGAUCAUAACACAUUUCAUAUUCUUAUCAUGUUGGUCAAAAAAACAAUUAAUUCGAAUUAAUCAUGAGUGUUUUAGUAGUUAUAUUUGUGAUGUAGGGUCAUCAGAAGGCUAUUUUGUACAAUGAUACAACAUAUUCCACAGUUUCAUACUAAGGGCAUCAUCAUCAACAGCUUCAGCCACUCCACAUGAGGAAGAUGCAGGACCCAUGAUGCAGUAAACAGUCAUUUCAAACAACAGUAUAUGAUUCUGUUGAUGAGAUUUUCUUUGGCAGCAGCCAUAUUGAAAAGCUAUUUAUGCCAUUCUUCAGCCAUUUUUAUAUAAAAUGUAAUACCGUAUUUGAUGUAAUAAUUAGAAAUAGGGGGCUCUUAUUAGAAUAUUAUUUUGGUGAAAAAAACAGAGUUGAAAGAUAAAUUUCAUGAUUUAUGAUGACAGCAUGAUGAGCUACAGUGAUGGGACACUACUUAUUAGAUUUAAUUAUUAUUUUUUUUAAUUCUCAUCCAAAAAAGGUAAUUCAAUUAAAUUUAAAAAGAUUUAAUGGAAUCUGGGCUUGCUCUAUUCCUUUGUUGUAGCUUUUGUCUCUGGCUGGUAGAAACCGUAAAAGCAAAAAAAUACAAUACUCAAUUUGUAGUCAUCUAGUCAUUGGCCCUAGUUCUACUGCUGAGUAUGACAGCAUUAUCUCCCCUUAAAUACUGCCAAGUUGAAGAGUUAUCUCCCUUGCAUAGUUAUCGCAGGGAUAUAUUUGUAGGCCUGGGUUAUUAACAAAUCUAUUUUGUGAUAUGGAUUGCAAUGGAGAUCUUAACUUGUGUUGUAUAUUUAGAUGGAUAUAUUUCUAGAAUGACAAUGAUUGUUACCAGUUUUCACUAUAACCUUGACAUAAACAUUCAUUGCCAUCAUAAAUAUAUAUGUAAGAAAAGAUUCAGUGGUGAAAGUUGCAUCUUAGAGCUGAUUGUUGUGGUUGACAGGAGUGAGAUUAUUCCUGCAGUCAAGUCACAGCAAUACCUUUUGCCUCCAUGUUUCCAGUAAGGAACAAUAAGUUAUCUACUUGUUUUUUCAGCAACCCAGCUUUCUGUAAGAGGCGACUAUGCUUGUUGUAAGAGGCGACUAACAGGAUCAGGUGGUCAGGCUCGCCGACUUGGUUGAUGCAUGUCAUCGUAUCCUAAUUACGUAGAUCAAUGCUCAUGAUGUCAAUCACUGGAUUGUCUGGUCCAGAUUCGAUUAUUUACAGACCGCCAUCAUAUAGCUGGAAUAUUGCUAAGUGCGGCGUUAAACAACAAACAAACAAUAUUAGGUUUUUAUCCCCGUCUGCCUUAGUACUAAAGAGUUCAUAUCAUUUUAGGGACCCAAACAGGCCAUUUUGAAUCACAAAACAGUAAAUGAAAAAGUAAAAUGUAAAAAAUAAAUAGAAACAAAUUGUGAAAAAUUGGAAUGACAAUCUCUUAUGGCUUAAUUUUCUUCCAUCCGUCCACCCAUGAAAGUAUUACCAUGUUAUCAGGAACUUGACCACGACAAGCCUCUAGUUGUGUGGGGUUAGUGGACACACAUACAUGUAAGUCAGGCUUUGUUCUUUAAGGAAUGCUGAUGUAAUAAAUGUGGUAUAAAGAAGCCAGCUUGUGAGACUUAUGAUGGAACAUAUUGCUGUUAGUCAGGAAUGCUUUCUGAUUUUAAAUGGCUGUUUGAAUCUUUAGGCUUUGCAUGUUAAGGGUGUGUUGUUAGAAUAGGUCAUGUCAUCACUGUGUGGGUGUGCUGGUUAGACUGCUGCGAGUUACCGUCAUUGUUGAAGCUACAUGCCGUUAGACCAUUGUGGUGAUUCAGUAGACAGACAUGUUGUAGUGAUUCAGUAGACAGACAUAUACUGUUGUUGUGAUGCCGUAGACAGCCAACAGAAUUGGAGAUAUACAGUAAUUGAUGGAAGAACUGAAGAAUGGGGGUAUUGAGACUCUUACAUUAGAAAUAGGAAUCUAGUCUAUUAAUUCAUGUUGAUGCAAUAAUCUUCCGACAUACAGUCAAGUCUCGUUAAUCCGACACUCGUUAAUCCGACACCCGGCUUUAUCCAACACAAAUGAUGGGACCGAUUGAUUCAGUGCUAUUUAGUCCUGAUAAUCCAACAUUCUCGCACUCCCACUCCGACACACCUAUAAUUUGCAACGAAUUACCGAAAUCAUGCAUUAAUCAGUCUUGUUAAUCCGACACAGUGGUCAGCGUACUCCGUGUGGUCAGCGUACUCCGUGGUCAUCUGCCCGCGAGUACACAACCCCGUGUUUUGACACGCACUGGCUGCAGAGAUUAACUUAACAAUUAACAGGAAAAGCUAUUCAAACCUGUAUGUACAAAGCUAUACAAAUGUAGUUUACAAACUGAAGCCAGAUAAAUGUGCAUGAAGCCAGUUUAAAAUACGAACAGGUAUAUAAAACAUGGUCGAAUUCAGUGAGUAAUGUCUCUAUUGUUAUGUAUAAAUGGGAAAAUUAUUAUUAUUUUGCAAUGUCAUUAAUUAUAAAUUAAGGAAUGAAUGAAUAAACAACAUAACAAUAUAAAUAUUUCGUUUUU
Molecule: messenger RNA, 10145 nt
Organism: Haliotis rufescens (red abalone)
Lineage: Eukaryota; Metazoa; Mollusca; Gastropoda; Lepetellida; Haliotidae
Product: interleukin-6 receptor subunit beta-like
Exons: 19
Coding region: 2080-5109 (1009 amino acids)
Molecular function (GO): protein binding
Source: RefSeq, a predicted model, not a curated record